AUUUCAUGCUGUGCCAGAUAUGACGUGUGAAAGGUGGAACGUCGAAGGUGACAGCCAAAGGGCUGUCACGCAACAGAGAGAGAAGAAGAAGAAGAACAACAACAUUGCAUAACCGAAAUUACUGUUCAGUCUGUCAAUUCCGGCCGUAUUACAUUUCGCAGCCUAUCAAUAAAAACAGCUUAAGUAUGUUGCUUCGUUCGGUGCAGAGAACUGCAGUGCCACGUCUAUUUCGGAACAUGUCCACCCGGGAAGCGGAACAAACGGUGAUUUGCGAGGAGUUGGGCCGGGACAAGGGAGUCAUCACCCUGAACCGCCAGAAGGCAUUGAAUGCGAUUAACCUGGACAUGGUACGACAAAUUUACGCCGCAAUGACAAAGUGGAAGGAUAGCAAAAACCUGGUCAUCAUCAAAGGUGCUGGACCGAAAUCAUUUUGCGCCGGUGGUGACGUGAGAACUAUAGUUGAGAAUGGACCAGUCGAAGCGUCGAAAAGUUUCUUCCGAGAAGAGUAUCGGCUGAAUGAGUUGAUAUCGUCUUACCGUCCAGAUUACGUCGCCAUCGUCGAUGGUAUCACAAUGGGCGGUGGUGUUGGUUUAUCCGUGCAUGGUAAGUAUCGGGUGGCUACCGAGCGGUCUAUGUUUGCCAUGCCCGAGACAGCCAUCGGUUUGUUUCCGGACGUCGGUGGCGGCUACUUCUUACCACGGUUGCAGGGGAAAUUAGGACUGUAUCUAGGACUGACAGGAUUCCGCUUGAAAGGAAUCGAUUUAGUUCGGGCUGGAAUUGCGACACACUUCGUUAAGAGCGAAAAUCUGGAAGAGCUUGAAAAGGCACUAAUAGCCACAAGCAAUAGUACGGCUGUUGGGGACGUUCUUAAAAAAUUCAACGUGAAAGACAGUUCAGAAUUUGUGCUACAAAAGAAUCUGAAGCAGAUCGACAAGUGCUUUGAUGCAGCCACUGUCGAGGACAUCUUUGCCAACCUGGAAAAAGAAGGUAGCGAAUGGGCCCAAAAAACAUUGAACACGCUGUCCAAGAUGUCCCCUACGUCACUGAAGGUCACUAAAAAGCAACUAGAUUUGGGACUCCACGCAGAUUUACGUAGCUGUCUCAAGCUUGAAUUCCGCAUGGCUGUUCACAGCGUAAUUGACAGUGACUUCAAGGAAGGUGUUCGAGCACUGCUGAUAGACAAAGAUCAGGCCCCCAAAUGGAAUCCUGCAAAAUUAAGCGAAGUGAGCCCUGCUUUGGUUGAUAGGUUCUUCGGUCCAGUGCCCGAUGGGGAUGAGCUUGUUUUUGACGACGAAAGGAAGGCGAACCUGUGAAUCACUAAUGUAAUCGAAAAUCGAGGACACUACCUCACCUAAAGUGCAUUUAUAAACGCAAAGCGUCAAUAUUAUGGUAAACGUUGAUAUUGUUUUACAAUAAAUUUUGGCAGAAGCCAGUUUUCAGCAAUGUUAA
Messenger RNA from Wyeomyia smithii (pitcher-plant mosquito), 1449 nucleotides. It is a transcript of the gene Hibch, whose product is annotated as 3-hydroxyisobutyryl-CoA hydrolase, mitochondrial. The transcript is spliced from 2 exons. The record is from RefSeq and is a predicted model, not a curated record. Gene Ontology annotation, biological process: L-valine catabolic process. Lineage: Eukaryota; Metazoa; Arthropoda; Insecta; Diptera; Culicidae. Gene Ontology annotation, cellular component: mitochondrion. Bases 186 to 1313 code for a protein of 375 amino acids. Gene Ontology annotation, molecular function: 3-hydroxyisobutyryl-CoA hydrolase activity.